Vicia faba (fava bean) is the source of this 846-nucleotide messenger RNA. The record is from the annotation of a GenBank genome assembly. Lineage: Eukaryota; Viridiplantae; Streptophyta; Magnoliopsida; Fabales; Fabaceae.
AUGACUGCUCCUACUGCUGAAGUUCCAACUGCCAUUGUUCAACAAGCAUAUACUGAAGUCUCAACUGCUUCUCAACAGAGUCAACUAGUAACUGCUGGUCAACCUGUUGUUGCUGCUGCAAGACAUGCUGAACCAGUUCCUCCACCAAGAGCUGAGAAGAGAAAGCAACCUGUUGAUGUUGUUGCUGAUCAAGCUUCUCCAGUUGUGAAGAAGAAGAGAACUCUUAUCAAAGUUGUUGAUAAAGGGAAGGCUCCUGCUGAAAAAUCAGUUGGAAACCAUCAUGACCCUUCCUCAGCCAGGGAAUCUACCUUCGAUGUAGGAAGUAUUUCUCCCUGCCGCCUAGACCUCACUCACGAGGGAGAUGGGCCUUCAUCCACUUUUGAGCCCAUCCCCAUUCCGCAUGACGUUGAUCAAACAGCUAGGUUGAUCUUGGAGGGCCUCAAUCUUACAAACGCCAUCAACUCUUCCAUUCACUCUCGACUUAUCUCGGUCGAGCAGAUCACUAAUUAUUUGGCGCCUCCUCGACGCUCCCCUAGGUCGUCCUCUCGCAGCCCCACGAUGGAGAGGCCUCCUAGCCAACGGAGUUCUGAGGAACCCCGCGCCUCUAGACGGGACCACAAAUCCCAUUCUCUUUCCCCAAGAGAGCGUCUUCCUAGCAACCGUAAGAAGACCCGAGCCAUUCAACGCUCUGAAGUGUCUCCCACCUCUCCUCGCAGGUCGAGCAGGCAAGCUGAAAAUCCCCUGAUCUUUGCUCACAGAUCAGGGCGACGUCAUCAAUCUAGCUCUCCACCCUGGAGAUCGAGCAUGAAGAUGAUUCGUCACUCCCGCUAUUCAUCUCUAGACUAG